Messenger RNA from Drosophila novamexicana, 837 nucleotides. RefSeq lists its product as uncharacterized. Lineage: Eukaryota; Metazoa; Arthropoda; Insecta; Diptera; Drosophilidae. Bases 22 to 543 code for a protein of 173 amino acids. The transcript is spliced from 2 exons. The record is from RefSeq and is a predicted model, not a curated record.
AACCAAAAAAAAAUACAAACAAUGGAGGACAUCUUUUUUGACUGCUGCAGCGAGGGUGAAGCCGAAUGCGAGACUGUACUCAUGCAGCGUGAGGGCAUACUCAAGGCUGGAAAAGGGGACGCUACCGACCACCGUUUAUUGCAGAGUAAACCCAGCAAUGCACAGAUACUGCUACGCGGCCUGGGUGGGCAUUGCGAGUACACGAGGUUAGAGCCACAGGGAUGCAUGUGCUUCUAUCCGGCAACGUUGGAGAUCACCACACGAGUUCAGACGGAAUCGUCGUGUGGCUGUCCCCCGCAUUGCCAAUGCAUACUGCGCGGCAGUCCAGUCACCCUGAAGCUUCCCAUGGAGCUGAAUCCGCACAACGGUCAGGUCAAUGUGAACAUAUUUCAGCCGAGACCGAAGCAAUUGACUGCUGCCGGCGAAGGCGUCGGCGGUGGCGAUAGGCGCUCCUCUAAUCCCCCUCCAAGUAACUUGCAGCGGCAUUCACAGCGACGCGAAGGCCCUAGGAAAAUCGGGCGUCGUGUGCGUUGGGAUGCUUAGGAGCUAUGGCGGCAGUUCUUCCAGAGUUUUGUAACUCCAGUGAAAAGAGUGGGUUUUGUUGCCAAUCACCAGUGACGAGCUUGGAUAUGUGUUAUUGCAAUUCGAUAAAAGGCCAGAGCAACAAAAUGUGGUGAAAAGCAUAAGACAAACUCUACGGUUUACACAUCAGGACACAGCUUGGAGCUGCGUUUGUAAAUUUUGAUAACGGUCAAAAGCGCGCCUGGCUUAUGGAUAUCACUCGUAUUUGAAAUUAUAUUUUUGUAAAUUCAGUUCGAUUAAAUAAGCAACAUAUGA